AUGUCAAAAACUUCCAACAUCCUUUACUUUUUAAUAUUUAUUUUAAUCUUGCUUCCAAGUUCGAAUGGCGGAGGGCGUGGUGGACGUGGAGGACGUAGAAGUGGAGGGCCUGGACGUGCUGGACGCAAUGAACGUGGUGAAGCUUCAAGUUCAGGACAUGGUGGAUCUAGUGGCGUUGGAUCUGGUAUAGAAAGCGGUGUUGGAUCUUCGAGUACAGUAAAUGAGGGGGAAAUUCGGUGACAAAUAUUAAAAGAAUUGAUGG
Molecule: messenger RNA, 262 nt
Organism: Meloidogyne enterolobii
Lineage: Eukaryota; Metazoa; Nematoda; Chromadorea; Rhabditida; Meloidogynidae
Source: the annotation of a GenBank genome assembly